Glycine soja is the source of this 633-nucleotide messenger RNA. RefSeq names its product protein MAIN-LIKE 1-like. The record is from RefSeq and is a predicted model, not a curated record. The coding region runs from base 1 to 633 and encodes 210 amino acids. NCBI's taxonomy places the organism in Eukaryota, Viridiplantae, Streptophyta, Magnoliopsida, Fabales, Fabaceae. The transcript is spliced from 3 exons.
AUGGUUAAGACUAGAGGAUUAUGUUGUGCGUUAGGUAGGGUUGUUGCCAAAGGUCUGGGGAGAAGGGAUGGUGAUGAUUCUGACGAGGCUGAGCCUGUUGUAGCUGGCAAUGAGCCCAUGGUAGAUUUUGAUGCACAUGACACCGGUGCAGAGACUGACACACAGGAUACCGGUGCAAAAGAUGUUGCAAAUGAGGCUGAGGGAUUUCCUGGUGGACCCAGGGACCCAUCUGUGCUUACGGAGUAUGCUGAGCAUGUUGUAGCCAACGUAUGGUCCGGAAAGCCUCUGUACAUCGACGAGGCGAUGCUAAUGUUGGUUGAGUUACUGAUGGUCUCACUAGAGGUAGCCAUCGCCGAGACAGGACAGUGUUGUGGACCAUACGUAUGCCUGUAUUGGCUACGAGACAUUUAUCAGCGCAAAUGUCAGACACAACACUGGACAACUACAGCUUGUGCUUAUCUUCUUCACCUUCUGGGUUACACUCUUUUUUUUAAUAAGAGUGCAACCCAUGCUCAUGUGGUCUUCUUAGACGCCCUGCGUGACCUCACUCGGACUAGGAGGUAUGCAUGGGGAGCUGCUGGCCUCGUCCAUAUGUACGAUCAUCUUAAUGAUUCCAAUAUCAGAACCAGCUGA